GCAAUUUUAACGCAAAUAUUUAGUUUUAAAAAAAUAUGACGAAUAUAAACCUUAAAAGUCUUUAUUAUGUUGAACACAAAAGCAUCAAAUAUUACAGUGGAUUACGAAAUCAAAGAAAAGAUAAAAAAAGUAGAAUCAUUAAAAAUCGCUAUAGCCGAACAGAAAUCUGCCAAUGAUAUUAAAUUUAUAGAAUAUUCUACUUUGCAAGAUUUAAUAUCAGAAGAAACCAAAGUUUUAAAUGAAGGAACUAAAUAUGUUACACAUAAUCGUGAAUUAAUUCGAAAUAACCGCAAGUUUCAUUGUGACAAUGUCAGAAAUUUUUGCAGAGACUAUGGAGUUAGUAGAUGUGUUUCAAUAAUUGAGGAUUUUUGCAAAAAGUCUUCGCAUAAACCUGGUAAUGAAGAAGUAUUUAUUGUAAAUGAAGUUAAAGCUGUACAAUUAGCUAUUUCUGAAAAUGAAACACUCAAGAAACUUUUAGAAGAUACAUUGUCAGAAAUAAAUAAUUGUGAGACUAAAAUCAAAGAACUUCAUGAUAAAAAUGAGAAGUUGGAAGAAGAGUACAAUGAAGGAUCAGAAAUAUUAAGACUGAAAGCAGCUAUAGCAUUAUCAAGACAACAGAAAAGAGAACUAGAAAUGGAAUAUUCUAAACUGGAAAACAGUUGUGAGGUAAAAGAUAUAAUGGACACAGAGAAAAAACAAAUAGAAGAAGAACCUAAACCGAACAAAUUACAAAUUGCAGUGAAAAAAUCAGAAAUAGCUCAAGACGUGAAAAAGAGAAUUUCACACAAUACUUCCAAUUCUUUCAAGAGAGUCAGUGAUAUUUCCAUUGAUGACAUCAUAGACGUUCCAAAAAUUAUGUCAAAUUUAAAUACACCUGAUCAUGUGUUACCGAAAUCUUCAACAGCUCGCAAAUAUAAACCACAACAUUUUAAAAUAAUGGAUAAUAAUCCCCAACCCGAAUUUCAACAACAGGAUGAUGAUAAACGUGAAACAAUACUUUCUAAACUUAAUUUAAGAACAACUUAUCGAAAUCUGCAUAAAUACUGUUAUCGUAAACCCAAAUAAUAAUAUAUAGAGGGUAUGUGAAUUUUCAUUCAAUAUAUUUUAUA
Ctenocephalides felis (cat flea) is the source of this 1109-nucleotide messenger RNA. RefSeq lists its product as uncharacterized. The transcript is spliced from 2 exons. The record is from RefSeq and is a predicted model, not a curated record. Lineage: Eukaryota; Metazoa; Arthropoda; Insecta; Siphonaptera; Pulicidae. The coding region runs from base 67 to 1065 and encodes 332 amino acids.